This is a messenger RNA of Daldinia caldariorum, 941 nucleotides long. RefSeq lists its product as uncharacterized. Gene Ontology annotation, biological process: mitochondrial respiratory chain complex I assembly. The transcript is spliced from 2 exons. NCBI's taxonomy places the organism in Eukaryota, Fungi, Ascomycota, Sordariomycetes, Xylariales, Hypoxylaceae. Gene Ontology annotation, cellular component: membrane. The coding region runs from base 96 to 677 and encodes 193 amino acids. The record is from RefSeq and is a predicted model, not a curated record.
UGGUCAUUAAAACACAAACCUCUACAAGAUAUUAAAAAUAUCGUUACCUACCUCUACCGGGUUUUCUGGUCAGCUAUGUAAAUAUACCUAUUCCAAUGUCGACCAUAAAGCAAAUAGGUCCUAUACGAAAGGCCUGGUAUCAGUGGAAAGCUCUCCGUCUACCGUGGAGGAAACGGUUUCUCGUCGGACUCGAUCUUCAAGGCAACACAUAUUGGGAAUUCCGCUUAGUCCGCGGCGAUCCCUCCGCGCCGGAAUCCCGGCUCCGGCGCAUCGUCCAGUAUCCGCGCUCUACCCACUACAGCGAGGUCAAGGUACCGCCUGCAUGGCACCAGUGGCUACGCUACAUGCGGGACCAGCCGCCAACCCUGGACGAGCAGGUCGGCGAUAUCGCUCGUCAGGAGCGUAUUAAAGCUCUUGCUGCUGAAGCCGAUGCGCGCUGGGAGGCUAAGCCCAGCCUGAUCGACAUGCCGGGCCACGAGAGGGGCCAACCGAUCCCUCCGCUCAACACCGGUCGCACGCAGCCCCAAGAGCGUGCGGCCCGCGAGUCUCCUACGCGGAACGAACGCGAGGAAGUCACCCAGCAAAAGGACGAUCCCUGGAAACGCGCACGAAGCAGCGGUCCUAGUGAAACUUGGCAACCGGAAGCAUGGAAUCCGAUGCCGGUGAAGAAACAGUGAGAGAGGUGUGCAGAAAACCCGGACGAUGUAGCUCUAUAAUGCUGCUUGCGCAAGCAACAUUAUCUUUGUAUAUCAUAAUAACGUUAUCAUGUAAAUAGCGUAACCAGACGGCAGCUAUGGGUUCCCAUGUUACAUUAACAGACACCGAUGCCAUCAUUAGAGCCGCCUAAGAUUAAAAUGAAAUAAAACACUAAUUCUUUCCACCCAUCUCUGUGUAAAUACGGCUACCCUUAAUCAUACCUACCCUCUUCAGUUUCAUCGGAA